Molecule: messenger RNA, 3501 nt
Organism: Xyrauchen texanus (razorback sucker)
Lineage: Eukaryota; Metazoa; Chordata; Actinopteri; Cypriniformes; Catostomidae
Product: solute carrier family 35 member G1-like
Exons: 3
Coding region: 1-1236 (411 amino acids)
Biological process (GO): calcium ion export across plasma membrane; regulation of cytosolic calcium ion concentration
Cellular component (GO): plasma membrane; endoplasmic reticulum membrane
Source: RefSeq, a predicted model, not a curated record
AUGGGUGACUGUAGAAAACGCAAUGGCUCUGUGAGUAAUAAUGACACAGAUCUAUCUGUUAGCCCUUAUAGAGAGGACGACAUAAGAGUGGUUUGUCACAAAGUUGACGAUGAGGAUUUUGGCGAGGAAAUACAGUUGGAAACUCGAUCAGAAGUGCAUGUGGAUGAGGAUGCUGACGCGGAGGACUGCCGCCGGGUGAACGGCAGUGUUGACCGGGUUUAUGUGCCGUUUAUCUGUAAGAGAGGCGAUAGUGACAGUGAUGAUGGUGAUGAUGAUUGUGAGCAGGACAAGAGGGAAAACACCGUUCAGAGAGAAAAUAAGCCAGCAUGUCCAGGCCUGGGUCUCCUGUACAGUUUGUUAGCAUCUGUCUUUUUCUCUGUUGCUGCUCUACUGGUGAAGAAAAUCGAGGGUAUACAUGCCAUCGAAAUCAGUGCGAUUCGGUGCUUCUUCCAGAUGUUGUUUGUCAUGCCGGCCAUGAUAUAUUACAAAACUGGCUUUUUAGGACCAAGAGGAAUGCGGAUCUACCUGUUUUUCAGAGGGCUCCUGGGGUCCAACGCCAUGAUCUUGUUGUAUUACGCAGUUUUGCAGAUGCCUCUAGCCGAUGCCAUGGUUAUAAUGUUCAGCAAUCCAGUUUUCACAGCUUUGCUCGCUUGGAUAUUCCUCAAAGAGAAAUGCACAAUAUGGGAUUUCGUUUUUACCGCGUUUACGCUUACCGGCGUCGUACUCAUAGCGAGACCUCCUUUCCUUUUCGGUGGCGAAGUGCCGGGGAUUGAAGGGGACUACAAAAAUCACAUCAAAGGGACGGCGGCCGCCUUCACGGGCGCUGUUGGGGCGGCAUGCACAAUGGUGAUCUUGAGAAAAAUAGGGAAAAGUGUUCAUUACUACCUCUCAGUUUGGUACUAUGCAGUCCUCGGACUCAUUGAGUGCAUCAUUGUCUUGUUUAUCUUGGAUGACUGGACAAUACCGUCCUGCGGGUGGGACCGGUGGACCCUCAUGGCCAUCGGGCUGCUCGGUAUAGCUGGCCAGACAUUCCUCAUCAAAGCCCUGCAGAUUGAGAAAGCAGGACCAGUUGCACUGAUGAAGACGAUAGAUGUGGUCCUAGCCUUUAUCUUGCAGUUCCUCUUCCUCAACCGCAAACCGACAUGGUGGAGUCUAGGGGGGGCAUUGUGUGUGAUCAGCAGCACAAGUGGGGUGGCCAUACGGAAGUGGUACAGCAGUACUAGACAAAAGAGUUGAUUAUACAUUAAAUUAGUUAAAUUAAUUAAAUUAGAAGAAAUUAUAUAUAUUUGUUGAAAAUAAUUGGUGCAUUAUAUACCAAAGAAACUUUUUUUUACUGUAAUACUUUACAGCAUAUAUGUAGGUAUAUGACAUUUUGUAGUUUUGUGAUUUCUUAAACGUUUUUUUUUUAGUCAAGACUCUUUAGAGAUAUGCACUCACCAACUACUUUAUUAGGUACAGCUGUACGCCUAAUUAUUCAUGUGAUUAUCAAAUCAGCCAGUUAUAUGGCAGCAGUGCAGUGUAUAAAAUCAUGCCAAUACAGGUCAGGAGCUUCAGUUAAUAUUCACAUAAUCCAUCAGAAUUGGGAAAAAUGUGACCUCUGUGAUUUCGACCGUGGCAUGAUUUUUGGUGCCAGACAUACCAAAACCGACAUGGUGGAGUAUUUCUGUAACUGCUGAUCUCCUGGGAGUUUCACGCACAACAGUCUCUAGAAUUUACUCAGAAUGGUGUCAAAAACAAAAAACAUACAGUGAGGGGCAGUUGUGCAGAUGGAAAUGAUUUGUUAAUGAGAGAGGUCAAGGGAGAAUAACAAGACUGGUUCUAGUUUACAGAAAAGUUACGGUAACACAGAUAAACACUCUGUACAAUUGUAGUGAGCAAAAUAGCAUCUCAGAAUGCACAACACGUCGAACCUUGAGGUGGAUGGGCUAUAACAGUAGAAGUUCAUGUCGGGUUCCACUUCUGUCAGCCAAGAACAGAAAGCUGAGGCUGCAGUUUGCCUACAUCUGCAAGUCGCAGCAAAAAUCGAGAUUAGAUAGACCAGGCAUUGUUUUUCCAAUCAUCUACCAUCCAGUUUUGGUGAGCCUGUGCCCACUGCAGGCUCAGUUUCCUGUUCUUAGCUGACAGUAUUAGUACCCGGAGGUGUUUUCUGCUGCUGUAGCCCAUCCGCCUCAAUGUUCAACUUGUUGUAUGUUCAGAAAUGCUUUUCUGCAUUGCACUGUUGCAACUUGUGGUUAUUUGGGUCACUGUCAGCUUGGACCAGUCUGGCCAUUCACCUCUGACCUCUGUCAUUAACAAGCAAUUUUCAGCCACAGAAAAUUGUUUUGGAGCUCACCAUCAUCCAUCCACAUUCACAUCCAUUAUAUGGAACACAGCACUAGAUACAUUCUGCUAAACAUCUCCUUUUGUGUUCCUUUUGCACUGUAACUAAAAUUUACUGUUAAAAGCAAGACAAGGCCAACAGGUUGUCUGAAUAUUUUUGGAUGCUUAAAAUGAUGUUACAAUUUGUUCUUGUAAGAUCUGAGUUGUAUGUCCUAAAACUGAAUGUGCAUCAGCAAUAUGUUCUGAACCUUUAUUAAUAUACCACCUCUGCUGUGAACUCUAUCCUUGUGUACCUUAGACACGCACAACUUUACUGUACAAAUAUUAGCUAGAUAAAGAAUGAGUCACGCUUAUUUAUUUAUUUGGGGCAUAUGCCAUGACAAGACAAGUCGUUACAUGAGGCUACGCCUAUAACAGCAAUAAUAGCUGUUCUUCUGAUGUUUAGAGACUCUACUUAUUUGCACUGUAUCUCAUUGUUUUCCCUUUAGAUUUAUUUAAUUUAAUGAUCCAUUUUAUUAUGGUAUUUAAACCUGUUUGUGUAAUCUGACCUAAAAGCACUUUACACAGGGUUCCCACAGUCACGGGAAACCUAAAAAUGUCAGGAAAUGUUAAAAUUGUGAUGUCCAGGCCUGGAAAAGUUUUAUCUUAAGUCAUGGAGAAUACUAUAGUGAAUAUAGUUUGCUCUAAUUUAAAGUGUUUCAUUAGAUAGAUAUUGCUCAUUUUGAGUGAUUGUGUAAAUUAAAACUUGCCUACAAGCCAGCUUGAAACAUCUGCCUGUCCUUUGGUGACAUUUGUACACUUCUAAGUAUUACAGUUUAAACCUAUUCCAAAUAUUGGAAACUGUAUACAAAUGGAAAUCUGCUUUAGCAGUCUUUAUACAAUUCGUCAUUAAAAACUUGUGAUCCAGUAAUCAAGAGCGACUGGAAAAUCCAUGGAAAUUUCUUGGUCAAAAAGUGGGAAACCUGUUUACACUGACUCAGUGUGUCAAUGUACCUUUAUUAAAGGCACUUACAAAGAAUGGUUUACUGAUGCUGCACCAGCAGUUAAUGCUGCCUUAAAACGUUUCAUCUGUUGACAUAUCUGUUAAAAUCCAAAUUUGUAAAGAGUGGAUCCCUCCAUAUUAUUUAUUGUGAUUCAUUUAAUGAUGCCUGCUAAAGAUUUCACCUUGCAUAUUUAUAUGAC